AACCCUAAAGUAGUCGACCGGAUACCUAUACAAUCAAGGAAUUAUGUGGUAUUUAUUGCGGAGAUUCCACUCGAUCACAUCGUACCAGGUUCAUCUAUGCCGAGCAACCAAUCCCCAUGAUAUGUGUAAUGUAGUACCUGUCUGUCUCACACCUCCAUAUUCAUACAUAAUAGUAAACAGUGAACGUUGUUAUCUCCGCAUGACUUCGGAAUCCCCUCUACCGUGAUUUGUUGGACUGCGUUUGCCCCUCACCUGGCCGGCCGGACACGGUAACACGCCUCAGCCACUCGAGCGACUAUUGACAAGAAAUACUCGAUGCAGAUGCACUCUAAUCCCCCUCUUGGUACUCACACUGUCACACAGUGAGAUAUGCUCACGGCUAUUGAGACAGGUGGCGCAACUAUCGAGUGCCCAGCCCGCCAUAAUAGCCAGCCGUCAAUCUUCAACAUAAAACUGCGGGGAACGUAGUCAGUUGUAGUGUACUCGUACAUAUAUCCCGGUAGCUAAAGUCUACGGGCAUUCUGGAUCUAUCUGGUCAUAUUGUUUCCCAGAAACAUCAGUCCUGAGUUUGGACCAGUUUGAAAUGAAUUGCACAAGCUUGCGUUUCGCUCGGCAAGUCCGGACACAAUGUAGUCGAAAGACAGUUUGGCACCCCUCCUACAGAGGCGUCUUUGGAAGCCAACCCAAUCGACGAAUAACCGGGGCAGCGUACUCUUCACUCGCUCGUCAAUCGAGCGAAGGGAAAAGCGUGAUCAUCACAGGAUCAAGUCGCGGCAUCGGAAAAGCCAUAGCAUUACGCUUAGCCACCGAUGGCUACAACGUCUGUGUCAGCGAUUUAGGUGCGAACCGAGCCGGAUGUGAAGAAGUGGCCAAGGAAAUCCGUAGCAUGGGACGGAAGGCGUGCGUGGCUAUGGCCGACGUCACGAACAGAGAGGAAGUCAAGAAGAUGAUUCAAACCAGCGUUCGGGAAUUGGGACCGCUCAACACAAUGAUCGCGAACGCCGGCAUCGUACAAGUGAUUGAGCCCUUGCUAGUAUCGGAAAAGGAUUUCCAGCACAUGUUCUCCGUCAACGUCUUCGGCGUGCAGAACUGUCUGGCAGAGGCAGCGAAGCAACUCAUCGAGCAGGGAAACUGUCAACCCGAUAGCCCCGGGAAACUGCUGGCGGCGUCGUCUAUAGUCGGAUUCCGGUCAUUCCCACUACUCCCCCAUUACAGCGCGAGUAAAUGGGCUGUUCGUGGUCUGGUCGAAGCGUAUGCGAUGAAUUUGGCCGAGAAGCAUAUCACAGUGAACGCAUACGCGCCAGGCAUUGUUGAGACCACCAUGUGGGAUAUCAUUGAUGCCGGCGUGGCUGAGAGAACAGGGAUGGCCAAGCACGAGGUGACGGAGAAGAUGGCCCAUGAUAUGUCACUUCUACACAGAGUCAGCGUGCCGGAAGAUGUAGCUAAACUCGUGAGCUUCUUGGCAAGCAGUGACAGCGACUUUGUCACGGGUCAAACGCAGCUUGUGGACGGCGGUGUCAUCUUAACAUGAUUUACAACAAUAUGAUUAAACGGUAUUGUCUAUACCAAGUGUGGGGAGCGGGCCUGGAGUCGGGACCUUGUUUUAUUGUUCAGCCUUAGAAUUGAUAUGCUUGCUUCUGGUCUUUCUUGUCAUAGUUGCUACUGGCGUUUUCCUUUCAUACUGGGCCUCAAACGGCCAAGUUAUGUAACGAGAGAGUUCCCAAGGUAUGUUUUGGAAGAGAGAUUGACUGCCACCCAAGGU
Xylaria bambusicola is the source of this 1762-nucleotide messenger RNA. RefSeq lists its product as uncharacterized. Lineage: Eukaryota; Fungi; Ascomycota; Sordariomycetes; Xylariales; Xylariaceae. Gene Ontology annotation, molecular function: oxidoreductase activity, acting on the CH-OH group of donors, NAD or NADP as acceptor. The record is from RefSeq and is a predicted model, not a curated record. The transcript has 3 exons. Bases 584 to 1531 code for a protein of 315 amino acids.